This is a messenger RNA of Saccoglossus kowalevskii, 2046 nucleotides long. Its product is annotated as bone morphogenetic protein 1-like. Gene Ontology annotation, molecular function: protein binding. The record is from RefSeq and is a predicted model, not a curated record. NCBI's taxonomy places the organism in Eukaryota, Metazoa, Hemichordata, Enteropneusta, Harrimaniidae.
AAUAUCACACAGGUGAAUGCGACUCUAUCAUCUUGACGUACUGUGGCGUACAUGUACUAUUUCACCUUCAAUUACACAAUAAAACAAAGCCAUCGCCAUCCAUUAUGAAGAGAAAGCUGACCCACUUAUUUGCAGUCGUCGUCGUAUUCAUUUUAAUUCCAAAUUCAUCUUUAGUACACUGCAAAGAUAAAGCGCUGAUUGCCAGACCACAGAAAUCAUCACAACGAGUGGAGCGUGCACUUGGUGAUUGUGGUGGAUACUUCACAGCUGAUGCUGGUAUUAUAGGUUCACCUAACUGGCCAUACAGUUAUAGCAAUAAUCUCGACUGCUAUUAUCACAUCACAGUGUCCAGUGGCAAUGUUCAGAUAACGUUCACAACAUUCGCUACUGAAUCUAGUUAUGACUACUUGUAUGUAUAUGAUGGUUUGUCUACCUACGACCCACUUAUUGGUUCUUUUACUGGGUCAACAUUACCAUUACCGAUAUCAUCCGCUGGAUCAGAUCUCUUACUCCAUUUCCACUCUGAUGGCUCUAGUGUGAACACUGGGUUUUACGCUACAUAUAUUUCAACUGACGAUCAAUGGUCUUACAUAUCGUCCUGUGGUGGAUAUUUGACCUCCGACUCUGGUGCGUUUACGUCACCCAACUAUCCUGGCUCAUACGAUGAUUAUGCUGAAUGUUAUUAUUACAUCUCUGUUUCACCGGGAUAUACAGUGCAGUUAACUUUCAUCGCAUUUGAUACAGAGUCAUGUUGUGAUCAGGUUUAUGUUUACGAUGGCAGUACGACAUCAUCAACACUUCUUGGACAAUAUUCGGGGACAAACUUACCAAAUAUUCUGUUAUCCAGCGGCCCCGACAUGCUGGUGCAUUUUCAUUCUGACGGCUUUGUCACUAGUAGUGGAUUCUAUGCGUCAUAUACCAUUGGGUCGGGAUUGGACAUAUCGGUUUGUGAAAGUGAAAGCAUAUCAUCUGUAGGAGGUGAGCUCCAAUCACAUGCAUCAUACCCAAGUGGCUACACAUCGCCUAUAUCGUGUACUGUCACCAUAGUGACAUUCGAUCCGUAUACACAAAUCCACAUAGAGUUUCUAGAUGUGGACCUCUACGAUUCAGGUCCCUUUGAAGACAGUAUUGGAAUUUUUGAUCAAUAUGGAACCCCUGUUGACACACUCUAUGGAAGCGACGGCGUGGGUAUUCAAUACCAGUCUACCUCUACUAUGCGUAUCACAUUGACUGGUGUGAACACACAUUAUGGCGACUAUCGAGGAUUCAGAGCUGUGUAUACAUUAUAUUAUGAGUCAUAUUACACCUGUAACGACGCAGAUUUCCACUGUGAUAACCACAGGUGUAUUCAUGAGAGUUUAAGCUGUGAUGACCUAGAUAAUUGUGGAGAUAACUCCGAUGAACAUGAAUGCAGCUCACCAGAUAAUCUUGGAGUGAUUCUUGGUGGUGUAUUUGGGUCUCUUAUCAUCAUUAUAAUAAUCAUCGCAGUGUGUUGCUGUUGUUGUAAAAAGAAGCCAGCGGCUACAUCUCCGUCGAGUACAACUACACGAAUGGCCACAAGUACUGGUACCACAGCAAGACCCAAGCCAAAUGACACCCAACCCACUGUGUUCACAGUUUCAUACAAUGCACAACCUCAACCUCCUGCUGGAUAUUACCCACCACCCCCACCGGCUUACGGAUAUGGCGGCGGUCCCCCAGGCGGUGGAUACAAUUAUGCUAAUUACAACAACACAUCGUACCCUCCUUCGCAAUACACACUUCCCCCGGUCCAGGGGGAUAUGGCUUACCCUCCUCCAUCCAUGAAUGCAUACAAUGCACCAACUACUGAUCAGUCGCCAUAUCCACCUCCGUCAAUGGCACCGGGUAGCGGCGGAAAUGACAUGGUGUACCCGCCACCGACAAUGGUCGGCGAAGCACCAGCAUCAUACACAUCGGCGUCAGCAGCACCAUCUGCCCCUCCGCCGUCAUACAAUGAAGUGAAUCCUAACUCAUAGAUUCAAAAAUGAGAGGAUUUGAACUUGAACUCGAUUUCUUACUUGAUCA